AUGCCACCAGAGGAACUGAAAACUUUGUUCUUAGAAGCCAAGAAGAAAAGAAGAAACUGUAAAGCUGCUAUUACCAGACUAGGGAAAGUACUAGAUAGACUGAUUAAUGAAAAAAGGGGAAUAGAAGAAAUCCAAGAAAUAGUUUUGAAAAUAGACACUGCAUUUGAUAAUCUGGUGGAAACACAUACUGCAUAUACUCAAAUGAUAGAAGAUGAGGAUGAAUUUGAAACUGCAGAAAUUUGGUUGGAUGAUGUGCAAAACCAGGUCACAACAUUAAAAAUGUAUUCCAAAGAUUAUGUUAAACGCUUAGAUGAUGAGUUCCAAGCCAAAACCCAGAAUGUUGAAAUUCCCCAGAGCCCUGAUCAAAUAAACCUGUCACCCUCUUCAUCCCCUAUUGAUAAUUCAUUACCUACUGAUAACCAGAGUAAUUCUGAUGUAAAUAAUAUUGUUGAUCCUUACAACCACAGUAUAGACGAUAAUCCGAGUACUUCUGCUGUUGUUAAUCCGAGUACUUCUGCUGUUAACCCAAGUACUUCUGCUGAUGAUAAUCCGAAUCCAAGUACUUCUGUGGAUCCGAGAGAUUCUGCUGCUGUUAAUCCAAGAAAUUCUACUGCUGUUAAUCCGAGAAAUUCUACUGCUGUUAAUCCGAGAAAUUCUACUGCUGUCAAUCCGAAUAAUUUUGAGUAUAUUCUGAGUACCGAGAAUAUGAAUGGUCUUACUGCUUCAACUAGCCUGAAUAGUAAUUCUGUCAGUGGAAAUCCUACACAAUCUACCGAUGUUUGUCAAUUUAAAAUGGAGAAAUCGAAGAUGCCAAAGUUUAGUGGAGAUGUUCGUGAAUAUUAUACUUUUAAGUCAGACUUUUUGCAUAUGGUUUCAUCGAGAUAUAGUAACGAGAUGCUAUAA
Messenger RNA from Lottia gigantea (owl limpet), 903 nucleotides. RefSeq lists its product as hypothetical. Bases 1 to 903 code for a protein of 300 amino acids. The record is from RefSeq and is a predicted model, not a curated record. The transcript has a single exon. NCBI's taxonomy places the organism in Eukaryota, Metazoa, Mollusca, Gastropoda, Lottiidae.